This is a messenger RNA of Asterias rubens (European starfish), 2609 nucleotides long. RefSeq names its product myosin-2 essential light chain-like. Bases 78 to 518 code for a protein of 146 amino acids. The record is from RefSeq and is a predicted model, not a curated record. The transcript is spliced from 6 exons. Gene Ontology annotation, molecular function: calcium ion binding. NCBI's taxonomy places the organism in Eukaryota, Metazoa, Echinodermata, Asteroidea, Forcipulatida, Asteriidae. Gene Ontology annotation, cellular component: myosin II complex.
UGAUAAACUGUUUACGCCACCUACCUCGUCCAAUGAGUACGCUUUAGUUUGUUAAGUCAGCGGUCAGGAUUGUCAAAAUGUCUCUCUCAGAAGAUCAAAAGAACGAGUACAAGGAUACCUUCUCCCUUUUUGAUAAGAAAGGGGAUGGUAAGAUUGAGACAUCUCAGCUCGGAGCGGUCAUAAGAGCUCUUGGACAAAACCCGACCCAAGCAGACAUCAAGAGAUUUGCCCAAGGAUUUAGUAAAGAUCACCGCAUCAACUUUGAGGAGUUUCUGCCAAUCCUUGCCUCUACCCAGAAGAUCAAAGAGCAGGGUGGUGUGGAUGACUACAUUGAGGGUCUCAGAGUAUUUGACAAAGAUGGUAAUGGUACCAUCAGUGCUGCUGAGCUUCGCCAUGUCCUGACAAGUCUAGGAGAGAAGAUGUCAGAUGAAGAGGUAACUAAUCUCUUACUAGGAAUGGAAGACCUACAAGGACAGGUCAACUAUGAGGAGUUUGUGAAGAUGGUUCUUGCAAACUAGAAAUGGCCAUUGUCUCUCCUAGACAAGUAAAGUGACUCACAAUCCCUCUCAAACCAUCCAAGUAGCAGAUCUUCCAGAAGACCACCAAAGUUGUCGCCAAACACCAAAGUCUUAAAAAUGUACAUCAUGUCUUUGGAGUAUCCCAACCAGACAUACAUCCUCUAUGGCAUGAACUGAAACAUAACUUGUAGCAAGCUUGUUCAACGUCUAGCAGUAAUUAUAGUACUGUGGCAUGCUCUGUUAAAAACAAAACUUUCACCACCACUAUGAAAGUUAUCUUUCUAGAUGUACAAAUUCUGUACUUCACAGGAAUUUUUCUACCUUUUGUUAGAGCUCAGUUGAAAAAUAAAUAUGCCCUUUUAAAAUGUAAAUUUGAAUCCAACUGUUAGCGGCUUGUGUAAUUUUAAGCAACAUCCAAAGACACUAAAUUUCUGAAUUGAUCCAAACUGAAAAAUACCUUUCAUAAAGCAGCUAACCACACAUACUUAGCUCAGAAAAAUCUGUUUACUGGAAAUGAGGUACUAAUGAAAUCACAAUGUGUUGCAUGUUGUUUGAUGACUGGUUCUCCUUUUAAUUUGGUUAAGCCUUAGUUUCUGAUUCGCAGCGCUAAGAAGUUAGACCUUCAUUGCGACAUCUCAUCUAUGCAUCUAAUUGUAACAGUUUUUUAGUGUUUGUGUGACGUUUAAAUGUGUGUCGAAAAAGAAUACUCCAAAGUAAAGAUCUGGUUCUCAACAUCGUAUUUUUCAUUUUCAUUUUCUGGGCCCUCAUCAUCUUGCUGUUUAAUUUUUAUUUUUUGUGGCCCAAUUUUGUACUCAAAUUAAGUCUCGGUUAGUGUGUACUUUGCAUUUUACUUAAUUUAACGGCAAGGGAAAAGCAUGAAAGCUCGGCAACUUUAUAAAGUGUGCUGUCUCACUGAUGCUGUCAGAUAAGUGAAUAGGAUCAUAUUGUCAAUGCCUCGUUAUAUGCUUCUGUUUUUCCAAUUUUGUUUGUUGUUUUUCUUUUUUGAGUUCUUUUCUGACAGCUCUGCAACCAUCAUGUAGUUAACAUAAAUCAAACAAACCAAACUAUUACGCAAAAUAUUCAUAUAGGGGCCUAAAAGAGAAAGCUUGACAACAUAAUUAUUGAAUAAUGCAGUACAUCGUUUUAUAAUCCGCCCUCAUUACCAUACCUUUUUUAUUUUAAUGAAUUUUCUUUCAAUUGUGACUAACAAUUAAACAAUGUGCUGUUUUUUUCAUUACUUUAAUUGAUUAAUUCAAAUAAUAUGCAUAGAUUUAAUAAUAAAUUCUGUAUAAUAUAAUAAUUCUGCAUACAUUGCCAUGGUAUAUGUAGGAAAGCGUAGUUAUAUUUUUAUGGGUAGUUUGUUUAAAUAUUCUAAAACUUUGACGAAUUUUGCUCACAAGAUCUGCCUUGACCAGACUGCAAGGCUUUUUUAGUUUUUUUCUUCAGCGAUCUUUCCUUUUCAAGAAAAUUUAGAAUACUAUAACUGGGAAAAUUAUAACAAGUUCAGCAUUAGCAUUAAUGAGUUUUAUACUAUUUAUUUUAGUUGUAACAAAAUGUAACGUUCUUUCACAAAAAGUAAUUCUAUGGAUAUUUACUGAGCCACCUUGUUCUCAAGGGCAGCGGUCUGUAUUGGUCCUCCCCCCCCCCCCCCCCUCACAUACAACAUGCAGAGAAAAAAACAUAAGACAUGCAAUCUGGGAAUGAGUUUAAGCAUCACCCGUCAGCCAGAGCACAUUCUUAGGCCGUGUCCGAAACGACGACUUCGGCUACAGCUACGUCUAGAUCAGCGCGUCUACCAGUGUUGAAGAAUAGGCAGACGCGCGCGAUCUAGCCGUAGCUGUAGCCGAAGUCGCCGUUUCGGACACGGCCUUAUUUGAAGGUCCCAUUUUGUUCCAUGGAAACUAUAAGGUUUACAUGAUUAUAUAACGGAACUAAAAUAAUUAUCAAAUUUCUGCAUGAUAAUGCUGUAGGUGAGGACAUCAGCUAGUUUUGUUGUGGGUAUAUCUUUGAAUAUUUUAAACAUUCCUACGAUCAUUUAAAUUGUAUCUUUUUGUGAUAGAAUAAAUCAUCAGUCUUGUAGAAAAUUGUAAA